Molecule: messenger RNA, 1829 nt
Organism: Durio zibethinus
Lineage: Eukaryota; Viridiplantae; Streptophyta; Magnoliopsida; Malvales; Malvaceae
Product: endoglucanase 24-like
Biological process (GO): carbohydrate metabolic process
Molecular function (GO): hydrolase activity, hydrolyzing O-glycosyl compounds
Source: RefSeq, a predicted model, not a curated record
CACCACCAUCAAAGCAAAUGAAACAGACAUCCUCUUCCAUCUUCUUCCUCGAUGGGGCUUUUGCCAGAACCUUAGAAUUCAAAUUCUUUCCCCGCUUCCGCUUGCCACCACUGGCUUUACUACCAUCUUCUAUCUCCUCUGCACCCUCCAUCUCCUCUGCUGCCUCACUUUCUAAUUCCUCCGUCAUGUCGAGCGUCUCAAUAUCCUCUGCUGCAUCUCCCAUCUCUGUCUCUGUCCCUUCAGCUUUCUCAAUAUCCUCUACUACAUUUCCCGACUCUGUAUCUUCUGCCAUCUCUGAUUCCUCUUCCAUCACUGUGUCCUUCGCCACCUCAGCCAUAUCCGUACCUGCUUCCCUCAGUGCAUUAAUAUCGUCCCAAUUGUCAGUUUGCUCAGACACAUUAAGCACCAAUUUUUCUUCCAAAGACUACUCUGACGCAUUGUCGAAAUCAAUUAUGUUUUUUGAAGGGCAGCGUUCGGGUUUUUUGCCACAAGACCAACGUAUAGGAUGGAGGGCCAAUUCAGGAUUGAGUGAUGGGUGGAUGUACAACACGGACUUAACCGGUGGGUACUAUGAUGCUGGUGACAAUGUUAAGUUCGGGUUCCCUAUGGCUUUCACGACGACAAUGUUGGCCUGGAGCGUGAUUGAGUUUGGAGAUUUAAUGCCGCCGAAUGAGCUGAGAAAUGCUCUUGUGGCAAUUCGUUGGGCCACUGAUUAUUUGCUUAAAACUGUCUCUCAGCCUAACCGAAUUUUUGUUCAGGUUGGGGAUCCAAGUAUAGAUCAUAGCUGCUGGGAAAGACCAGAAGAUAUGGACACGGCCAGGACUGUUUACGCCGUGGAUGCACCAAACCCAGCUUCUGACGUGGCCGGUGAGACGGCGGCCGCUCUUGCAGCUUCGUCCAUGGCGUUCAGAUCAGUAGACCCAGGGUAUGCGGAGACAUUGUUGCGGAAUGCUGUUCAGGUUUUCCAGUUUGCUGACAAUUUUAGAGGUGCUUAUAGUGACAAUUCCAAUAUUAGAGACGGUGUCUGCCCAUUUUACUGUGAUUUCAGCGGGUAUCAAGAUGAAUUGCUUUGGGGAGCAGCAUGGUUACGGAGAGCCUCUCGAGACAACUCUUACCUUAGUUACAUAGAAAACAACAGCAAAACCCUUGGUGCUGAUGACAACAUUAAUGAAUUUGGAUGGGACAACAAGCAUGCUGGUCUAAACGUGCUUGUCUCCAAGGAAGUGUUGGAAGGAAAUAUCUACUCUCUACAAUCAUACAAAGCCUCAGCUGAUAGCUUCAUGUGCACAUUAAUCCCUGAUUCAUCUUCGUCCCACAUCGAGUACACCCCUGGUGGCCUCAUCUACAAGCCUGGAGGCAGCAAUUUGCAACAUGCAACAACAAUUUCAUUCCUCCUCGUCGUUUAUGCUAAAUACCUUGAUCGUACCUCACAAACAGUCAACUGCGGGAACCAAGUUAUCGGCCCGGUUUCUCUUCGGAUUCAGGCAAAGAAGCAAGUUGAUUACAUUUUAGGUGACAAUCCGAUGGGAUUAUCGUAUAUUGUCGGUUAUAGCAACAAUUUCCCACAACGGAUUCAUCAUCGUGGCUCAUCUUUACCGUCGGUAAAAGAUCAUCCUGAAUUCAUCGCUUGCAAGGAGGGUUCGAUUUAUUUUAAUUCAACGAAUCCUAAUCCAAAUGUUUUAAUUGGUGCUAUAGUUGGAGGACCUGGAGAAGAUGAUGCCUAUGGCGACGAUAGAGCUGAUUUUAGGAAGUCAGAGCCAACUACUUACAUUAAUGCACCACUUGUUGGUGUAGCAGCCUAUUUUGCAGCUAAUCCCAAUCCUAGCUAG